CUGCAGUCACUGCAGUUAGGUUAUCACUUAAAAGUUGUAAUAUUGUACAAUUUUUUUAUGAUUUUUCUCAAUCUCCAUUUUGCUACUGAAUCAUGCCAAUUCUUUGUAACUAACGCUCCGCAGAUUGGAGCUCCGAAGCUGUGUGACUGCAGCUGACUCACGGAAAACCAAGUUGGAAAGCAAACUUGUGCCGUUCCUUUGAGCUUUUUCCUUCGUUAGGACAGAACAUUUCAACGUUGAACAGUUCAACUUGAACUCGUGAAAAUGCUUGCGCGCAAAGGUCUUCCCAUUGUCCUUCGUACAUGCUCCCAGGCUGUCCGCUCUUUGGCGACCGUUCCGCAGACCCGCACGCAUGCCAAGUCAGACGGGGUUUCCGGUAUCAGUUUUGAUUUAUCGGACGAACAGAAAGCCUACCAGGAAGUGGUCCGCAAGUUUGCUCGUGAAGAAAUUGCUCCAAAAGCAGCGGACUACGACAAAACUGGUGAAUAUCCUUGGGAUAUCAUCAAGAAAGCUUUCGAUCUGGGAUUAUUAAAUUCCCAUAUUCCGCAAGAGUAUGGAGGACCAGGAAUGGGAAGUCUGGACGCUUGUGUUAUCACGGAAGAAUUAGCUUGGGGAUGCACAGGAAUUGCAACAGCCAUUGCUGCGAACGGCCUUGGGCAAGCACCCGUUCUUCUUGCUGCAACCCACGAGCAGAAACAAAAAUACCUUGGACGUAUGACAGCCGAUAACGGGGAUAAGCCGCUUAUGUGUGCGUAUGCUGUGACGGAACCCGGAACCGGCUCGGAUGUUGCUGGAGUGAAGACCAAGGCCGUACGGCAGAAAGACGGUUCUUAUGUUUUAAAUGGACAGAAAAUGUGGAUUACUAAUGCUGGAAAGGCAAAUUGGUUCUUUGUCCUGGCACGGACAGCCGACGAUCCGAAAACACCUACAAAUAAAGCUUUCACGGGAUUUAUCGUUGAAGCAGACACUAAAGGUGUAACGCUUGGACGCAAGGAAUGGAAUAUGGGACAACGUGCGUCUGAUACCCGUGGUAUCACUUUCGAAGACGUUGUAGUGCCGAAAGAGAAUGUUCUCGCCGUUGAAGGCGCUGGUUUCAAGAUUGCCAUGGGCGCUUUUGAUCAGACCAGACCCCCCGUAGGCGCAAGUGCUGUCGGGUUGGCACAACGGGCGAUGGAUGAGGCUGUCAAGUACAGCACGGAGCGGAAGACAUUUGGCAAAUUUAUUUUCGAGCAUCAAUCCGUGGGAAACAUUUUGGCUGACAUGGCCAUUAAAGUGCAGAAUGCCCGCUUGGCAACAUACCGGGCGGCGUGGGAAGUGGAUCAGGGCAGGAAUAACACAUACUACGCAAGCAUUGCCAAAUGCUAUGCAGCGGAUAUUGCUAACGAAGUAGCCGCGGAUGCUGUUCAGGUUUUCGGUGGCAAUGGCUUCAACAGUGAAUAUCCUGUAGAAAAAUUAAUGCGUGACGCAAAAAUCUUCCAGAUUUAUGAAGGCACCAGCCAAAUUCAGCGGUUGAUCAUCGCAAGAGAAUUAAUCAAACAAGCUUCUUCGUGAUCGGCGCUAGAGAAAACAACAUUCUGAUGGCACAGUUCAGAUUGAUUGUUGUUGUUUGCGUUCGUAAUUCGGGUUAUUUAUUAUAUUUUUUGAUUUUUUCUUUCUGUUUAUAAGUGAAAACUUCUAUAAUCUACGUUGCACCACAUCUACAUAGAAUAAUAGUAUUAACAGAUUUUGCACCUGUCCGACAUUCUUCGUCGUUUGUCGACAAAAACAUAUGGAUGAUCAAAUAAAAUUCUGAAGUG
Messenger RNA from Paramacrobiotus metropolitanus, 1796 nucleotides. RefSeq names its product medium-chain specific acyl-CoA dehydrogenase, mitochondrial-like. Gene Ontology annotation, molecular function: medium-chain fatty acyl-CoA dehydrogenase activity; flavin adenine dinucleotide binding. Lineage: Eukaryota; Metazoa; Tardigrada; Eutardigrada; Parachela; Macrobiotidae. The coding region runs from base 265 to 1551 and encodes 428 amino acids. The record is from RefSeq and is a predicted model, not a curated record. Gene Ontology annotation, cellular component: mitochondrion. Gene Ontology annotation, biological process: fatty acid beta-oxidation; medium-chain fatty acid catabolic process. The transcript has 15 exons.